Molecule: messenger RNA, 2680 nt
Organism: Notothenia coriiceps (black rockcod)
Lineage: Eukaryota; Metazoa; Chordata; Actinopteri; Perciformes; Nototheniidae
Gene: sp7
Product: Sp7 transcription factor
Exons: 2
Coding region: 45-1427 (460 amino acids)
Biological process (GO): regulation of transcription by RNA polymerase II
Molecular function (GO): RNA polymerase II cis-regulatory region sequence-specific DNA binding; DNA-binding transcription factor activity, RNA polymerase II-specific
Source: RefSeq, a predicted model, not a curated record
UUCUCUCUCUCCCUUCAGCUUCCUUAGGAUUUUGUUUCUCAGGGAUGGCCGCAUCUAUUCUGGAGGUAGGGAAUGUGAUUGAAGACGCACGCUAUGGCUCCAGUCCUCUGGCUAUGUUAACUGCUACCUGUAACAAGUUCGGCAGCACAAGCCCCAUCAGGGAUUCAGCUACACCCGGUAAGCUCGGCAGCGCUACUCCAGUAAAGAAGCAUUACAUCAUGACCUCUGACCUUCAGUCAUCUAAGAACGGGCGCACCGCAGACGGCAGCGGCCUGGCGGACUCCUACACUGGCUCCUUCACCACAGCAGGAGGAGGAGGAAGCGGGUUGCUUACCCCCAAUGGAAGCCCCCCUCAAUCUGCCGGAGGCUACACUUCAGAGUAUAACCCUUUCUCCCACUCCUUCCAAACCUCCAUCUCCCAGGAUCCGUCUCUUUUAGUGUCCAAGGCCCACGCUACGGUCGACUGCCUCACCAGUGUCUAUACCUCGCUGGAUAUGACACACCCCUAUGGCUCUUGGUACAAAGCAGGUGUCCACCCUGGCAUUACUGCUGCUCCAGCUAAUGCCACAUCCUCCUGGUGGGAUGUCCACCCCAACUCCAACUGGCUGUCAUCAUCUCAGAACCAGGCAGAUGGCGGUCUCCAGGCCUCCCUGCAGCCUGUGGCCCCUCAGGCCUCCCUCAGCCCGCAGUUGUCCAGUUACAGCACCGACUUUACACAACUCAACCCAGCUCAGUACUCCUCUGUGGGGCUGAGCUCCUCCUCACACCUCCUCCAGCCCUCUCAGCACAUGCUGCCCCAGGACAUGUACAAGCCCAAGCCUGUGCAGAGCUCAGGGAUGAUUGAGAAUCCCAUGGGUCUAAAACCUGCAAGGGGAUCGGGGGGCUAUAGUGGAGGGGGAGCCCCCACCAGGUCCUCAUGUGACUGCCCCAAUUGCCAGGAGCUGGAGCGGCUCGGGGCCUCGGCUGCAUCCCUGAGGAAGAAGCCUGUCCACAGCUGCCACAUCCCAGGCUGUGGAAAGGUCUACGGCAAGGCGUCCCACCUCAAAGCCCAUCUGCGCUGGCACACUGGUGAGCGGCCCUUUGUUUGCAACUGGCUGUUCUGCGGGAAGCGCUUCACCCGCUCGGACGAACUGGAGAGGCACGUGCGCACCCACACACGAGAGAAGAAGUUCACAUGUCUACUGUGCAACAAGCGUUUCACACGCAGCGACCACCUCUCCAAGCACCAGAAGACCCAUGCAGAUUCUGCAAUGCAGGGAAAAGCUGUAGCUGGGGAAGGAGAGACAGACCCUCGGAGCGAGGAGACCACAGAGCUCAACACCAGCGCCGUACCCGCCAAUACUGUCGUUGACCAGAUCAGCAACGGAGAGGAGAAGACUGGCACACCUAAUGGAGUGGAGAACAGCAGUGGACUGUUGGAGAUCUGACUUCAAGUGGUGUACUUGUCUUUAAUGGUGGAAAAUAAAUCACCUUUUAAAUUAAAAGAAAAGACAGUAUUUUGUUUCAAGACAUUCAAAGGAUGUGUUUGAAAAGACUUGAUAUGAUAAAUGACUGAGCAUGUUACAGGUAGCAAUCACUUCGUUUUCUCUGUACCACACACGCACACAUAAGAAUAUGAGCAAGCCUGCAAACAAACACCAAUGCAGGAAGACACAGAUACACACAAAUAUAAGAAACCAAGCCAUGACGUAUAUUGAAACCAGUAUAACUGUGCACAUACACAAAAUUAACUAUGAGCAAAUGUGCCGGCAUAUAUAAUGCAUAUACAGUAUAUAUGCACACACACACACACACAUACACACACAAGUAAACACACAUUUUCUGUCUUUCAAAUGAGACAAACCACUAGGGAAAUUUAAUCUGCGAGAGCAGAAGGAAAAGAGCUCUGAAGCCGCAAAAGGAAAGUCGUUUUAAAAGGAGACUUAUGGUUAGGAUGAUGGAGCUGAUGGAGUAUUGCAUGCCUAGAGAAAAAUCUGAUUUACAGUUGUACUUUGAUACUUAUUCAUUAUUCUUGAAACAAUCAAUGAACAGGCUUUCUUCUUGUUCUUCUUGUUGCCAAAGAUGUUCUGAUGUAAAAGGUUUUCAUUUCUCUUUUGUUUGCUUCAUAAUAUGUCUAAUUUAAUUUCAUAUUUACAUAAACAAUCUAAUUUAUGUCUUAAAUUAUACACACGAAAGAUUAUCUUAUCCUGCACCCUGCGGGAAAUAUAAUGCCUGAAAUAACGCAAGAUGGUUAAAGCUGGCCAAAAAGAGAAGAAAAUGCAUUAAAUUAAGACUUUUUUUCUUAUUUAUUAGCGAUAACAUUGAGUUUGGGGUUCUGUUUUUAAAGAUUUAUUUAUAGAUCUUGAAGUUAGAUGUGCGUGUAAACUAUUUCUGUAUAAUCUUUUAAUUUUGAAAUAUUCCACACCUGGCAAAGUAACUAAGAAAAAGGGUUUCUACUUUUUAACAUGAACUAUAUAUUUACAAAAAUAUAUAGAUAUUGUUAGGUGUGUUAUUUUUCUACUUUUUUCUAUAUUUUGUGUAACUUUCCACAAUGAAUCCCUAGAGUAUACAAAACAUAAACAUUAAUGCUAAUUUGUCGUUUAUGAUUCUGCUCAUUGUAAAAUUGAACUACCACUGUUUUCUGAUUUGUUGUGAAAUGAGUGUAAGACCGGUAAUAAUGAUAAAGCUUUAACCCUCGUAA